AUGGCUGAACGUGAACAGAUUAUCGAGACACUAGAAGCAUCGAUACAGAACAUCGAAAUUGAUGAAGAAGUUGAAAAUACUUUAAAUUCACUGUCAAUUGAAGAUGAUAAAAAUAUAGAAUGCAAAACUGUAAACGGUUUUUAUUUUCCGGAAUUCAUACAGUCACUUGAACGAAUUGCUAAAGAGUUUCCUAUAUGGACUGCAACGGCUCUUCCUGGAAAACAAACGCAUGCGUUGACAGCUUUUCAAGAAGGAUAUUUUGCUGAAUUAAAGACAAAAAUUUUUGAAGGUAUCUCUUUGCCGUGUUCUGCAAAUCAAUUUUUGAAAGAGCACAUUGAUGCCUUGCAUUCUGGCACUAAUGAAGUAGCAGCAAAAUUAAAGCAUUUCAAUCACAAUCACAGACAGCCAGUACUAUUUCCGCAUAUACCAGAGAAAAAAUCAGCUUCGCAAAAACCUCAAGUUCCAUAUUCAUUUGACGAAGAAUUCUUACAAGAACCCACAUCAGUUUCAUAUUUACUCGAUAAUAAAUUAGGAAUCUUGCAAGAUUCCACUUCAACUCCAUGUGAAGUUAAUAAAGAAUUCCAAACCUCGCAAAAACCCGUAAUUCAACGUACGCUAAACAAAAGACUUAAACUCACUCUAAAGAAAUCAGCACAACAUUCAGCAGACGAAGAAUCGAAAUCCUCAUCGCAACAGCCAUAUAUUAAUGUGAAUUUCGAUUUAAUAAAUACUUUACACGAGAGGACCCGCAUGAUAAAUGAUUCUGAUUUGAAGAGUGGUGAAACAUGGAAAAGAUUUAUCAAUGAAGAGAGCUGUUUUGUAGACGUUAAUGAAGAAAGUUUUGAAAUAAAAGAAGAAUCAAAUAGUAUUCAAGAUACUUCUCAAAUUCUCUCUGAGUUACUCGAUCUUCAAAACGACGACAUUGCAAACAUGAAUCAAAAUGUUUAUUUUGAACCAAACAAUAAUACGCAUACUGUCUUUUCUGUAAAUGAUGAGCAAGACAAACUUUUUGUGGAAAAUGGAUCCACAAUAACUGCUGAAUUGUCAACGUCAAAAAAACCUUUCUCGAAUACGCCAUUAAGUGACCAUAAUUACUCAAAAUUAUCAGAUGAAGAAGUAUCGAUUGAAUUUCCUACAGAUAACCAGCAAAAUUUGAAUCCAAAAUGCAGUAAGAAUAAACCUGCGAAAGUAGGUUUCUAUUUUCAAUCAUAUCCACAAAUACGAUUUCUCAAUGAGAGACUUGAUAAUGGAGAAAAAAAAGGUUUUCUGUUGAGAAAUGGACUAAAAUUAGGAAUCAUAAAAGUUGGUAAUCGCUGUUGAUCUUCAAAGAACUUGUGGAUUUGAUGCCAUUAUCCAUAUAUUGCAAUUUGGUGCACUUUUUUAUUCUCAAUAUCAUUUUUCUAUACAGUCAUCAAAUAAUUGCGCAUUAAAAUUUGUAUGCAAAUUUAUGAAGAUGGGCCCAACUGUGAAAAUACUUCGUGAACGUAUUGCUCUUUUAAAUUUAUCUUAUCCGAUUAUAAAAGAUCCUGGAGCUUCAUCUAUCAAACCGUAUAAGCUGAUUGCAGAAGACUCGAUUACUGCAAUAUGGAAGUAUUUCUUUUGUUGUUUCAAACCGACUGAGCCAAGUGCAAUUAAAUCGUCUGAAUGUAAUAAUCCGGAAUGUAUAUCAUCAUUACCAACGUAUGUCCAUACUUUGAAGUAAAUAAUAAAGUGAUAAACAAGAAAGGUAUACAAGCAUUGCAAGAUGCUAUUAUAUUCAAUGAACAUUAUUAUAAUAUUAAAUGCCGACAAAAAAAUUGCUCGGGAACAGUUAUUGAAACGACUCGCCCACAUUUGCACAUAUUUAUUGAUUUGGAUAUAAGAACACAUUACAACAAAACAUAUGGCCUCAAAUGCCAGUUAGCAGAUGUUCCAGUUGAACUAAAUUUGCUUGAUAGGUGUCAUCGAACAUAUUUCUGGUCACUUUAUUGGCUACUGUCGAAAACCUUCAGGACGAUGGCUAAAAUGUGAUGACAUGCAAUUAAAUAUCGAAGCAUGUAAUGAGGCAACAGUAAUUACACCGAUUGGGGCAAUUUAUAUUACACAAUAAAUCUGAUAUGCCGGUCACUCAUUAAAAAAUAUCAAAUAUAGUGCAAUUCAUUGAAAUAUAUAUAUAUAUAUAUAUAUGUACUCACAUAAAUGUCCUUUUUCCAUUAACUUUACAGAUUACACUUUUACAUUAUGUAUAUAAUUAUGUUUAAUAAUAUAGUUAAUAGUCAUAAUAUAGUUA
Molecule: messenger RNA, 2269 nt
Organism: Harpegnathos saltator (Jerdon's jumping ant)
Lineage: Eukaryota; Metazoa; Arthropoda; Insecta; Hymenoptera; Formicidae
Exons: 3
Coding region: 1-1320 (439 amino acids)
Source: RefSeq, a predicted model, not a curated record